UGCGGAUGGGUCCCUCUUCCUCCCCCAUCCCCUCCCCCUCCCCUAGUCCCACCGACCCCAAGCGCUGCUUCUUCGGGGCGAGCCCAGGACGCCUGCACAUCUCCGACUUCAGCUUCCUCAUGGUUCUAGGAAAAGGCAGUUUUGGGAAGGUGAUGCUGGCCGAGCGCAGAGGCUCCGAUGAGCUCUAUGCCAUCAAAAUCCUGAAAAAGGACGUGAUAGUUCAGGAUGACGACGUAGACUGCACCCUGGUGGAGAAACGCGUGCUGGCACUGGGGGGCCGAGGUCCUGGCGGCCGGCCCCACUUUCUCACCCAGCUUCACUCCACCUUUCAGACCCCGGAUCGCCUGUAUUUCGUGAUGGAGUACGUCACCGGGGGCGACUUGAUGUACCACAUUCAGCAGUUGGGCAAGUUUAAGGAGCCCCAUGCUGCGUUCUACGCGGCAGAAAUCGCCAUUGGCCUCUUCUUCCUUCAUAAUCAAGGCAUUAUCUACAGGGACCUGAAACUGGACAAUGUGAUGUUGGAUGCUGAAGGACACAUCAAGAUCACUGACUUUGGCAUGUGUAAGGAGAACAUCUUCCCUGGGACGACGACCCGCACCUUCUGCGGGACCCCGGACUACAUAGCCCCCGAGAUCAUUGCAUACCAGCCGUAUGGGAAGUCUGUCGAUUGGUGGUCCUUUGGGGUUCUUCUAUAUGAGAUGUUGGCGGGACAGCCUCCCUUUGAUGGGGAGGAUGAGGAGGAGCUGUUUCAGGCCAUCAUGGAACAAACUGUCACCUACCCCAAGUCGCUUUCUCGGGAAGCCGUGGCCAUCUGCAAGGGGUUUCUGACUAAGCACCCGGGGAAACGUCUGGGCUCAGGGCCAGAUGGAGAACCCACCAUCCGUGCACAUGGCUUUUUCCGCUGGAUCGACUGGGAACGGCUGGAACGGUUGGAGAUCACUCCUCCGUUCAGACCCCGUCCGUGUGGCCGCAGCGGCGAGAACUUUGACAAGUUCUUCACGCGGGCGGCGCCAGCACUGACCCCGCCAGACCGCCUAGUACUGGCCAGCAUCGACCAGGCCGAUUUCCAGGGCUUCACCUACAUUAACCCCGAUUUCGUGCACCCGGACACCCGCAGCCCCACCAGCCCAGUGCCUGUGCCAGUCAUGUAAUCUCACCUGCCGCCACUAGGUGUCCCCACUUCCCCCUCCGCUACGCCAGCCGUAGCCCUCACUUUACCACCCCGUUCCCAAUACUAGAUCCUGCACCCCAGCGUCCUGGUCUCUGCCCCCACGGGUUCUAGAUGCCCCUCCCAAACGUUCCUGGCAUUCUAAACUCCAUACAGUCUCUAGAGCCUUCCCGCGUUCUAGAUUCUGCUGUACUGAGCUCUAUAUUCUCCCCACCUGAGCAUUCUGGACUCUGCUCAGAACCAGUUCCAGAACCACCACCACCAUCCCAACUUCGUGGUGUUCUAGACUCCAUCUCGAUAGUUCUAUGCCUCUCCUCUCCGUCCACCCCCCCCCGGAAGUAGUCUCAUGGGGUUGGCUGUUCCAGACUCAGAUUCCAGAACAACACCCAACCUCCAGGCCCUUCCCACCUCCACUCCAGUUCUAGAGUAAGUGGGAGGCUGUGCCCCCUUGCUCCGGUACUUCCCUCUUCUAUGCUCUGGGGAUUCCUAGGAUGUAUGGAGGAUUCUUACCCCAACUGUUCUCAAUCAGCAUUUGUUCUAGACUCCCCCAUCCCAAACUUAUCACUGCUCACCUGCCCUGCCCCCAACCCGUGCAUGGCUCCAGUCUUGCUCGGAACCACCCCCUUCCCUCCCCAGUGCCUGCCACUUUCUGGGACUCUCCCUCUCCCUCCUCACCCGGCCACACCUGCUGGAGAAUAAAUUUGGGUUGCUGAUGCUGAA
Molecule: messenger RNA, 1888 nt
Organism: Galeopterus variegatus (Sunda flying lemur)
Lineage: Eukaryota; Metazoa; Chordata; Mammalia; Dermoptera; Cynocephalidae
Product: protein kinase C gamma type
Exons: 9
Coding region: 6-1151 (381 amino acids)
Biological process (GO): protein phosphorylation
Molecular function (GO): protein serine/threonine kinase activity; ATP binding
Source: RefSeq, a predicted model, not a curated record